AUGUCGUCCACACAAUUGUCCUUCUCUCUCCGCGUGUCCGCCGGCGUCAAGACCGUUCACUUGCUCGGCUCCUGGGACGGCUACGCUGGACAGCUCCCCCUCGCCAAGGACAAGUCUUCCUCCAAGUCCGGAUCAUGGAAGGGUACCUUCCGCUUCCAGUCGUCGACUCUCGAGCCCGGCCAACGCUACUGGUACUACUACAUCAUUGACGGCUACCACGUUGCCCACAACCCCAGCGAGGACUCGACCGUCGAGCCCACCACGGGCCGUGAGCUGAACAUCCUCGACGUCCCCACCGGCAAGUCGUCCAAGUCGUCGUCCAAGUCGUCGUCCCACAAGUCCAGCAGCAAGUCGUCCUCGCGCCACGCCAAGGAGGAGAAGUCGUCCAAGUCCUCGUCCAAGUCGUCCUCGCGCUCCUCGCGCAAGUCCCUGACCGUCGACAUCCCCAAGGGCCGUCCCCUCUCCAUCUCCCAGAUCCAGGCCCCCAAGCCCAUGUCGCCGCACGCCACCAAGCACAUCCUCCAGGCCAACUACUACGACGAGGAGGAGAUGGACGAGCUCAACGCCCGCCUCGGCUCCGCUGGUCUCGACGACGAGGAUGUCCUCACCAACUUCACCACCUCGCCCGUUUCCUCCAACGCGUCGUCCCUGUCCUACCGGUCCGACAGCUCCUCGCCCAACUCCUCCCUGUCCGGCUACAGCACCCCCGGCUCCAACUGCAGCUCAUGCACGUGCGAGCGCUACGGCAUCACCCGCAAGGGCGACCGUGUCAAGCUGGACUGUGGCGGCUCGCGCUGCGGUGACGACAGCUCCGACUGUUCGAGCACCAUCAGCGAGUCCGAGGAGGAAGAGGAGGACUACGAGCCCGUCCGCAGCCGCCGCAACGGCAUCGUCGUCUCAUGA
Molecule: messenger RNA, 903 nt
Organism: Emericellopsis cladophorae
Lineage: Eukaryota; Fungi; Ascomycota; Sordariomycetes; Hypocreales; Bionectriaceae
Product: GTP-binding protein EsdC
Exons: 1
Coding region: 1-903 (300 amino acids)
Source: RefSeq, a predicted model, not a curated record